AUGACGAAGAAGAGGUUCGAGGCGAAGAAGGAUUCUCAGGAGGCUGCUGCUCCGGGGGCUGCAGUGCGGGAGGCUGUGGAGGUUCUCGUGAUGUCGAUGAUGGCCGUGGUAGAGGCGGUGGGAUUUGUACCGGUGGCGGUGCUUGUACAGGAGGCGGAGCUUGUACAGGAGGAGGAGCUUGUACAGGAGGAGGAGCCUGUACAGGAGGAGGUGGCGGCGGGAGAAGAGCAGGAGGCGGGAGAGGGAGUAUCGGGAAAGGAGGGAGUAACGGGAAGGGAGGCGGAGCCUGGAUUGGUGUGGGUAUCGCUGGUGCCGGCACCGUCAGGAAGACUGUCGAAGUGA
Messenger RNA from Colletotrichum spaethianum, 342 nucleotides. RefSeq lists its product as uncharacterized. The transcript has a single exon. The record is from RefSeq and is a predicted model, not a curated record. Lineage: Eukaryota; Fungi; Ascomycota; Sordariomycetes; Glomerellales; Glomerellaceae. Bases 1 to 342 code for a protein of 113 amino acids.